GUGACAGGCAGUACGAAUGUGGCCGGGACAAUUUAAAGUGUUUGUUUCAGACCAGACCUUACUCUUUAUAAUAUAUUAUAGUUAAAUGUAAACUAUAAUAUAUUAGUUUGAAAGGUACACGUCGUAGCGCUCAAGUUGAAGAACCUGUGACAUAUUUGAUUAUCUUACCUUUCUAAGGUCCAGCUCAACAAAUUCAUCUAAUGACUAACCUAGCGGACUAGAUUCAGGGAAUAGUUUUUCCUUUCAGUCCUUUUGCUUUUCCUGUCUGGACCACGGUUUUGACUGGUUAGUUCGCUGUUGGAAUGAAGAAAGCAAAGACUAUUAAGUCAAUCCUUAGCACAUAGUUUCGACCAGGAGAAAAGCUACCAUUUGGACUUUUGUCUGUGAAACUGGAACAGGCUUCACAUGUUCUACGUUAUUGGACGUUCAUGGAAGUUAAGGUCUUCCAUUCUUCGCGAGCUAAAAGUGAGCAAAAAUAAGGCUGAGAAAGCUUAAAACCUACUGAAGAUUGAAACACCACUGGAAAGAUGGAUUCUGGUGUUGGAACUAAAGAUGUGCAGGCAGAGUUGGACUUGGUGGAGGCUGAGUUGGAGCAAGUGGAGCUUCAGGUUGCAGAGCUGCUGGAGAAGCAGGCCCAGCUGACAUCUCGCAAGAGCACUCUGCUGCUGCAGCUGGAGGAGGCCUGCGACGCCAUUGGUUCCUCGUCCUCUACGACCUCAGUUCCCGAGUGGACGAUAAGCAGGCAGGUGCUGCAGCGCUAUGAUGGCUCAGAUUUCCCCUGGUCCAAAGAGGUGGAACAGCAUCUGAAAAGCUCCUUUGGUCUUUCUAAGUUCAGACCUUUGCAGCUCAGAGCUGUCAACCUAACCAUGGCAGGCAACGAUGUGUUUCUGGUCAUGCCUACAGGAAGAGGAAAAAGUCUCUGCUUCCAGUUGCCUGCAGUCUGCUCCAAGGGUUUCACAUUGGUUAUCACACCACUUGUGUCUCUGAUGGAGGACCAGAUCAUGCACCUGAAGUCUGUUGGUAUUCCUGCAGUCAUGCUGAAUGCAUCGAGCAGUAAGGAGCAUUCCAAGCUCAUCAUGGCUGGAAUGACAGAUGUGAAAGUCCCCUUCAAGAUGGUGUAUGUAACUCCAGAGAAGGUUGCUAAGAGCAAGCUGCUGAUGUCUCGCCUGGAGAAAGCCUAUAAGGCCAAGCUGCUGAGUCGUAUAGUUGUGGAUGAGGUGCACUGCUGCAGCCAGUGGGGACACGACUUCAGACCAGAUUAUAAACUCCUGGGUAUCUUAAAGAGACAGUUUCCGUCUGUGCCUCUCUUUGGCCUCACAGCCACAGCAACCAGUAGUGUCCUCAAGGACUGUGAGAAGAUACUGUGUGUGGAACACCCAGUCACUAUCACUGCCUCUUUCAAUCGAACUAAUCUCUUUUAUGAGGUUCGCAAUAAAGACUCUGAUAGUGAUGCUUUAAUGAGCGACAUUACCUCUCUAAUUAAAGGCAAAUACAAGAACCAGUCAGGCAUUGUGUAUGUGUUCUCUCAGAAGGAUGCUGAGAUGGUGUCUUCUGAACUAAAAAAACGUGACAUCUUGGCAUAUCCUUAUCACGCCAAUAUGGACCCAGAAGACAAGUCGCAAGUUCACUGUAGAUGGACCUCAAACAAAAUCCAGGUUGUGGUUGCCACGGUGGCGUUUGGCAUGGGCAUUGACAAACCAGAUGUCAGGUUUGUUAUCCACCACACCAUGAGCAAGUCCGUUGAGAACUACUACCAAGAGAGUGGGCGUGCAGGUCGAGAUGAUCUUCCAGCAGACUGCAUCAUAUAUUUUGGCUUUGCUGAUAUCUUCAGGAUCAGCACCAUGGUGGUUAUGGAGAAUGCCGGCUACCAGAAGCUGCUGCAAAUGGUUGCCUACUGCCAGAAUGUUGACAGGUGUCGUCGCUCUCUCAUGGCUGUCCACUUUGAUGAGGUGUGGGACAAUGAAAGAUGUAACCAAAUGUGUGAUACAUGCCGCCAUAAAAAAGGCUACACUAGUAUGGACAUUACACAGCAUGCAAGACAAGUGGUGCUAAUUAUAGAGCAAGCAGAGUCCAUGAAUAAAAAAGUGACCCCACUAAAGAUGGUGGAGACAUGGAUGGGGAGGGGCCCAGCCAAGCUCAGGAAGAUGAUCCAGACCACUGCUCUGUCUCGGCUGCAGGCUGAAGCUGUGAUCGUCUCUUUGCUUCUUCAGGGAUACCUCAGAGAGGAUUACAGCUUCACCCCAUAUACCACCUACUUCUAUAUGAAACUCGGCCGCAAAGCUCCUCUGCUAAAGAAGGAGACUCACACAAUCAACAUGAACAUGUGGCCAGCUGGAGACGGACCUUCUGUGGUAAAACCUGCAACUGGCAAGGGAAAAUCCAAAGAGGAAAAGAGAUCAGUUCAAAGCUCUGGAGACUCCCAUGUGUCCAAGAAAGUCAAGACAAGGCUUUCCUAGUCCCCUCAACCCCUACAAACCCAGAAGACAAGUCAAUAAAGACAAAUCGGACAAGUCAGUGAAGAAGAGGUCUGUAUCAGCCCUGAUCCCCCUGCCAUUAUGAACAGAUGUCCCUCACAAAAAAAAACAGAAGCUCAGGAAACAAGAGCUAAAACAAUCCAGACAGCUAGAGGGAGCACAAAAGCAGCCUGCUCACAGAUGGAUAAGAUGAGGCCAUUCAUGUCCUCCUGUCCUGUAGAAAUUAAUGUGAAUGCAAGUGAUGGACCAAAUCUCAAAGACCAAAUUAAAUCUGUUUCCAAGUCAAACUCAGCUGGCUCUUGGAGGGCAAGAAGAAAACAAUGUGAAAACCUCAGAGAAUCAUGGAAUUUUCAAAGAUACAGACUGUCCAACUCUCUCUCCUAGGUUUCAGUCAUAUCUGAAGCUGCAGGUGAGGAGCUCUGUGAUCUCAAGAGCUACUACAGCAAGCAGCUCAAGAAAAUAAAUUACAUUUCCCAUGAGCACCUACCCACUCAACCCCCGCCCCCUAACCUGGGGUUCUAUCAUGUAUCAGGGACAGAGUUUGUGGACAUGAGUCAGCAUGUCCACAAACCGGAGAAAACUGCUCCAUCACUGACAAUAGAACUUUCUGUUGCAAUUGUUUGGUUCUUUGUAUCUCUAUAUUUGUUUUGACAAUAGUUUUCAUUAGUAAGGCAAACUUCAGAAAAGCAUUUCACUUAAGUUUCUUGAGUAGAGUAAAUCAAUGCUGUCAUAGGAACAAACUCCUUCACCUUCUUGCCUGAGAAUAGAAGAACAUUUAAUUUAAUUUGUAGACCACAUUCUGAUAUGGUGGUCCCCGUUUGAAGCUGGCAUCUCGACAGUCAUGAAGAGUACAUGAGCUGCAAAUUACACAGCUUCUGUAACUUUAGGCUUAUUGUUUCUUUAGUUUCCAAAUUGAUUUGUAUCCUGUCACAUUUCACUGAGGUUUUUAAAAUGAAAUUUUCAUUGAUGUAAUAAAAGAUUUAAGAAAACUUU
This is a messenger RNA of Poecilia reticulata (guppy), 3467 nucleotides long. It is a transcript of the gene recql, whose product is annotated as RecQ helicase-like. Lineage: Eukaryota; Metazoa; Chordata; Actinopteri; Cyprinodontiformes; Poeciliidae. Gene Ontology annotation, cellular component: chromosome; cytoplasm. Gene Ontology annotation, biological process: double-strand break repair via homologous recombination. Gene Ontology annotation, molecular function: 3'-5' DNA helicase activity; ATP binding; four-way junction helicase activity. The record is from RefSeq and is a predicted model, not a curated record.